GGCGGAAGGAAGGCGGGUGCUUCCGGCAACGUCUGGGGAGCGCCGGAAGCGGCGGGUGGAGGCGUGGAGCGGAGCGGCGCCAGGUAGGGGAGCCGCCUGCCCCGCCGCGGCAGCGGGCGGCAGGUAAUUGAAUGGGUCUUCAGAAGCAGAGUUGCUAAAACUGGCAGAAAAUGGCGUAUCGAAGAGAUGAAAUGUGGUCUGAAGGGCGGUAUGACUAUGAAAGAGUUCCAAGAGAACGUCUCCCUCCAAGGAUUCAUCCUGACGAUGAUUACCAUAGGGUAGUAAACAUUGUGCCCAAGAAACCACCGCUGCUCGAAAGACCUGGGGAUGGGAAUUACAGUCGGUAUGAUGAUUACGGUCAUGCUGAGUACAGAGACUAUGAAGAGGGUCGCAGUUUUGCCCAUGACCGAAGAAGUGGCCCUCCACACCGAGGUGUACGUAAGGAUGAAUCAGGAUACAGAUGGCCAAGGGAUGAUCAUCCUAUAAGUCGGCAGCCUGAGUACAGGGAGGUCAGAGAUGGCUUCAGAAGAAAAAGCUUCUAUCCUUCUCAUUAUAUGAGAGAGCGAUCCCCUCAUAAGAGGGACUCUCCUUUCUUCAGGGAAUCGCCAGGGAGCCGAAGGGAUUCUCCACACAGCAGAUCUGGCUCUAGUGUCAGCAGCAGGAGCUACUCUCCUGAAAGAAGCAAAGCCUAUCCUUUCCACCAGUCCCAGCAUAGCAGAAGUAUGUCAUCUUUACAUAAAAGAAAUAUUUCUUCUCAGCAAGGUAAAGAGAGGACUUCAGUGCAGUCACUGAAAACAUCAAGAGAUGCAUCACCUUCGGGCUCCACAACAGUACCCUCAUCAAAGGCCUUGGAUAAGAGUAACAGACUAUCGGAAAAGGAACUCGCAGAAGCUGCAAGCAAGUGGGCAGCUGAAAAGUUAGAGAAGGCUGAAGAAAGCAAUUUACCCGAAAUAACAGAGUAUGAUGCUGGAUCUUCAGCUCCAUUAUACAUCGAACAAACAGAGGAAGCAGAAACAAAUAUAACGGAUAGUGCAGAAUUAUACGAGGAUGGUCAUCUUCUUGGCCGCUCAAAAGCAAUUGCAACUAAGACGAAGGAGAUUGAACAGGUCUACAGACAAGACUGUGAAACCUUUGGCAUGGUAGUGAAGAUGCUAAUUGAUAAAGAUCCGUCGUUAGAGAAGUCCAUUCAGUUUGCCCUGAGGCAGAAUUUGCAUGAAAUAGAGAGUGAGCAGCUGUGUGAUGCCUGCCUGGGUAUAAGCUCCACUUGGAAUACAGGUGCUACUGCUAAUAACACAAACUGGGAUUUACAGCUUUGGCGACUGGAUCCGAGUCUGGUGCUGGCAGCACAUGCUAUAUCCCAUACCAUUCUCUUUAUAUUUAAGGUGGAAGGAUCAAUUAGAAACAUUCCUCAUAAUAAGUGGUCAAAAAUAAUGAAGUAGAGAUCGUUUAUGUCACGCUGAAAAAACUAACCAAAGUCAUAGAGCCAUCUUUAAACUUAGCCUGUAAUUUUUAAACUGGAUAAAAAUACAAGUUAGCUGCUCUUUCAUUAAGCAUGGUUACAAGUACCUGUUACUGUUCCCUGGACGUGAAUGUCUCCUAGCAGUCCAUUCCUCAGCAAAACCAAGCUUUCUCAAUGUUUUCUAACGCUUUUAAUUACGGGUGGUCCCGCAGCCCGGCGCGGGUCAGGGGGAUGUACGUGCCUCAGAGCAGCGGUGGCUAAACCAGCCCUGAACAAGCUGCUCCACCGCUACUGGAAGGCACCGGCACCAGAGCACGGCUCCCACCGCUCCCAGGGCAUCGCACUUUCCCUGGACAAAGGUGCUCUGGAGGGAAAACAGGUCAGAGCUCCCGCUGCGGGCUGGGAGAAGGGCUGCUGGUCAGCGGGAGAGCAGCACUGCCUCCAAGGGUCAUUAUUACAGACAAACGCACCGCUCUUUUUUCCUAAGUAAACCCAAGGACAAGGAAAGGCCUCUCCCCACUGCCAGAGCUUCCUGCUGAAAAAUAGCAGUACGAACAGUGGUGGUGGGAGAGGGGGAAGUGUCAUUAUUUACAUCACUCCUUUUGAAGUACCCAGAGCCCUUGCAGGGGCAGAGAGGCCACAGUGCCCCAGCCACGGCACCUUCAGCCCUAAGUCAUCCCUGGGUUUUGUGUAAGGGCACGGGGAAGAGAUACAUCUUUCAUGACACACUUUAGAGAACCGUGGUGAAUAGCUGGGCUGGUUUUUUGUU
Messenger RNA from Chroicocephalus ridibundus (black-headed gull), 2228 nucleotides. It is a transcript of the gene PPHLN1, whose product is annotated as periphilin 1. The transcript has 11 exons. Gene Ontology annotation, biological process: negative regulation of gene expression, epigenetic; protein localization to heterochromatin; negative regulation of DNA-templated transcription. The record is from RefSeq and is a predicted model, not a curated record. Gene Ontology annotation, cellular component: nucleoplasm. Bases 171 to 1439 code for a protein of 422 amino acids. Lineage: Eukaryota; Metazoa; Chordata; Aves; Charadriiformes; Laridae.